AUGGCUCAAGUGGAGCCGAUGGACGUCGAUGGUAUCAGCACCGAUUUUGAUGAUAAAGAAAACUCAUUACAGAACGGUAAUGUACUGCCGAAAACUCCUUCAACUGAAAAAGGAUAUGAAGAUCUUGAUGUAUCAGAACUAAAUAUGAAACUAAGAUACUCCAUGACUCCUGCUUCUUCUCCGAUGUCCAGAAGCUUUACAGCGAACUCUAAAGACAAUAAUAUGUGUGAUGAUGACAGUUCCAAUACAACAUUAAAUGAUAGUGGGAAUUUGACUUGGUCACUCAAUUCUACUAUAACUAAAAUGAACAGCAGCAUGAAAUCAUCAAAGUUUCCAUUACAAGCCUUAUCUACUGAACAAUUCUUGGAUGGAAAUGGGAAUCCUAUAAACAGAUCUCUUGAUAUAGAAUGUCAUAAUGUAACACUAACUUUAACCGGAUCUGACAAUAUAGAAGACAAUUUAUCAUUACCGAGUAAUUCAUCAUCAAUGGUUAACACACCUGAAGCGACCACACCGACUAAAGAAAUACCAAAAGACAGUGGUUCACCGAUCCUGCGCGGGUUGAAAAGUGUUUUGAAUAUGUUCCGACCAUCACAGAGCCCUGUAUCAGUAGAAGAUACCGUUACAAAUAAUCUAGCUUCCCCUCAAAAAAAGGAAGAUUCAUUAAAGCAUACCACAAGUUCACCGUCAACUCCAACCACAGUUAUCAAGAAUAAAGAAAAUAAUUCAAGAAGUAAUAGUUCUCUCAAAGAGAGUGUUGUAUUUCACGAUGAUUUGGAAAAAGAAUUAUCAUGGAAAGACGAUACGGGAAUAGUUUUUAAGGAAGAAAAAAUUCCAAUACACAAAUUACUUUUCAAAUCCAAUUCCACUGUUUCCGAUAAAACCAACAUCAAACCUAUCGAAAAUGAAAAUAUGAAUAAUACUGUUGAAUAUAUGGAUGUUUCAUUUGAUAAUUCUUUAGUUGAAAAUAAUAAAACUAUAACCGAAGAUGUACAUAUUCAAUAUACUCGUGACAGACGAAAUACUCCAGAAUCUGAUUGUGAAUUUCUCGACUGUGAAUCAUAUACUAAAAAUGACAGCAAAGUUAUCGAAGAUACUAUUCAAAUGGUAUCUGGAGUAACGGAAUCAUCUCAAAAUUCACCGAAACCAUCACUUCAACCAGAAAAUAUUAUUUGUGAAAGUAAUGCUUGUCCUCAAGUUGUUUGCAACUCAAUUGAACAGACUUACACUGCAAUAACAAAUAAUGAGAUUGAUGUGAAAAAAGAAGAAACAGAUUUAAAUUACAAGCAGAAUCUCGAAACUGAUCUAUUAAAAGCAGAAAUUAUUAUAGAACCUACUAAUAAUAUAAAUAUUUCAAAUGAAAUUAUACAAGAAAACAUUCCCAAAGAUCAAGAUUUACAUGAUUCACUCCAUUGUGAUAACAAGACAAUUAAUUUAAAUGAGGAUAUAAAACUCGUUUUACCGGCAGACAUAAAGCAUGACAGUCAUGUUACAUCAAAUGAAAUUAAUAAUACAUCUCAAUGUGUUUUAGACAAUAGUUUAGAUAGAGUUGAAAUUAUACAAACAAAUGGUAAUAAUGAAAUGAAAGAUGAAAUGAUUUCAAAACAAAAUUGUGAUGAAUUAUUGAGAAGUGUUCAUUUGACAACGGACAAUCCAAGUGUGUCUUCAGAGUGUCUAGGAGAUGAUGAACAGAAUAAUGUUAGACUAGAGGAAGAACAAGAAAUAAUAACUAAAUUUGAAGAAAAUAUAUGUAUUGAAAGUGAAAUUAAAGAAGUUCCUGAAAUUGUACAGCCUUGUGAAGAAGAAAUAAAUGAAAAUAAGGAAACAGAUUCUUCUAAUCAGAAAGUCAUCAUGAAUGUCUCUGAAUUCAAUGAAGUUGUAAAAUCACCAGAACAAGUACCACUACCAUGUGACAGCGAAGAUUUUAACAACGAACAACCUGAGAAAGAAAUAAACAAUACAACAAUAAAUUACUCAACUGAAAACACAAAUUUGAAUGAGUCUUACAGCCAAGAAAAUACAAAUACUGCAAUACCUGUUGAGAAUAUUAAGGGUCCUGAAAACAUUACCAUAUCUUCAGAAAAUACUCUUACAACAGAAACAUCUCACUUAGAAGUACUUAAUAAUACUGAGAAUUUUAAUACGGAAAUGAACUCGCCAAAUAACAGUAUCGUAAAUGAUACCAUGACUUGUCCAGAAAACGAUGUAUUAAUUCAAGAAACAGAUUUAAACAAAGAAGCUCCUCUCGAUAAUGCUGUAGAUGCUUUAGAAUCAAGGACAGAAGACAGUAAGAAUUUGUUAAACUCGAACUUAUCUCCUGUAGUAGACAGUUCUGACAUGGGCCAAAAAACUGAAAAUCAUUCAGAUGUCAUUUGUGUUAGUAACGCACAUGUGAAUAACGAAGAAACUAUUGAUGAUAAUUGUGUAAGAAUUGAUGAAAGUAUUCCACUGUGUGAUAAUAUGUCAGUCACCAAGGCGGAGACAAACGAAUAUACUUCUGAAAACAAAAGUAAAUUCACAUUGACAUUACAGAAAAAUACCUCCGAGAUUGAUGACAAAGCCGACCUCAAACUUGAUCCUGCUAAUAAUCUGCUUGAUGUUAAUAACAAGAAUGAAGAAACUCUUGAAAUAAUUAGUCCUUCAGCUAUUUCUAAUACUACAAUUGAAAUGGAAGAAUAUAUUGCUAAAAGAGAGUUAGAAAAUAUUGAGAAUCCUUUUGAAACUGUAAACAAACUGACAUCGUCAUUUGAAAUAAAAAGUUCUAUUAUUAGUAGCCAAGUUGAAAAGGAACAAGAUUUCGCCGAAAGUAUUCUUGAUAAUCACGAAAGUGAAGAAGCUAAAGAAAUGAAAACAACUGAAACCGUUAUUAAUACUACAACAGAUAUGGAAGUAGAUUUAUCUAAACAUGACUCAGAAAGUAAUUUGAAUCCCUUUGAAACUAUAAACAAACUGACAUCGUCAUUUGAAAUAGGAAGCACUUCAAUAAGUAGCAAAAUUGAAAAGCAACAAGAUUUCUCCGAAAGCCUGCUUGAACAACACAAAACUGAAGAAUCAAAUGCAAUGAAUCCAACUGAAACUGCUAUUAAUACUACAAUAGACAUGGUAGUAGAUUUAUCUGAAUAUUUCUUAGACAGUAACUUGAAUCCCUUUGAAACUAUAAACAAGCUCACAUCGUCGUUUGAAAUAAAAUCCGCUGAGAUUGAUGGCAAUGUCGACCUGAAACUAGAUUCUGCUAAUAGUUCGCUGGAUGUUAAUCAUACAAAUAAAAACACUGGUGAAGAAAGUGUUCCUGAAGCGAUCAUUAAUACUACAAUAGAUAUGGAAGUAGAUGUAUCUAAACAUGACUUAGAAAUUAAUAUGAAUUCUCUUAAAACUAAUGAAAAUGAUCACAUAAGUCCAGUAAAAGAACCUCUUGAUACACCUGUAGAAAAUGAGAUUGUAAAUAAAAUUGAUCUAAAGACAAAUGAUCAGUUAAACGAAACAACCGCAUGUGAUAACAUUAUAGGAACUGAAGAAGUUGUAUCAAAUUGUAAUAUAGAUAAUAUUGAGACUCUGAAAGAAAACAAUUUGAGUGCAGGAACAUUUGACACCCGAAUUUCCACCAGUGACAAUAAGGAAUUAGUUAUAGGAUACGCUGUCGAAACUACAUCCACAACUAAUGAUAAUGUACAAGAUGCGAUUAUCUCUUCAGCGAAUUGUGAUGAUGAUUCCACCGAAACUGUUGAACAUGAACUCGCAACUGCCAAAGAAAACUUAGAAAACCAGUUUGAAACAAAAAUUGUUGAAAGAUGUUCACCGCCCAUCUCUUCGAUGUUGAGAAAUACAGGAUAUAAUAUUAAUUUUGAUGACAUAGGUGACCCUUUUGCCACAAAAUCGAAUAUCAGAAUGUCACCACCACCUAGUGUCAUUGAAGACAAUUUUGUAAACAAUGAACCUAAGGAAAAACGAACGGUAAUGAAAAAACCACAGCUAUCGAGUAGACGAAAAUCGUGUCAAGAGCGGAAAAAGCCAAAUAUUGGAAAGAAAAGCAAUGCCUCUUUUGAUUGCGUUAUAAAUAGCAAUAAGACUUUUGACAGAAUUCAAGAGAGUCCUAUAAUUCCUGAAGGUGAUCAGGAUGACAACAGAAUGGAUGAUAUUAUUAAAGAAAAAGACGAUUUUGUUGACCCUCAUAUGAAAAUUGAGGAAAAUGUCCAAGUGAACCAAUCUGUAAGCACAAAUUCAACCAGUAAGAACGUAUUUAAUUUGCCUGAAAUACAUGACAUUAACUUUAAUCCAUUUGCAACUAAAACGAAAAUUCGACUGUCGCCCGAUAAACAAUCUGAGAAUAUUUCAAAUUAUACACAUGAUCGAAAUGAUUUCCCGCGUUCCGAACUACAAGAGGCAAUGGUUAAUAAGGAUGAGACAUUCAAUGUUGAAGAAAACAACGCGCAAGUAUCAGAAAAGAAUUUAACAUCGAAUUUAAGCAAUGUAACUUGUUCAUCUCCCAACACAAAAAAUGAAACAGUGCGAGAAGUUCACACAGAAGAUGAAGAUACGGAAGAAGGCCCUUUUCUUGAGGCAGAGGAUUUCGCUGAUUUUGUUAAAGUUACUGAUAUAGAAAUCGAAAAAGAUAUGAUGAAUUUUGACGACUUGCCAACACAAAGCAAUAAUGAUGAUAACAAUGAAAAUGGAGAAAUGUUUAUCGAUGCUGAAGCAUUUGAGUUUCUGCUUAACCAAAACAAAAGUAAUAUGGUCGCUGAUAGCGGUAAAGAAAGUCUAUUUCUUAAAUUCGAUCCACUGUUUGCAAAACGAGUUUCCUCCGACGGAGUAGUUGCCGCUCUGAACAAAAUUAAAAAUAGACAAAGCACUCCCAAGAAACCGACUCCGUUGAAGCCGAUUGUGCAAGAAGACAGUCCCUCACCAGAACAUUCAACUAUCACAAUAGGUACAGCUCCAGUGGCCGGCGAGGUGGUCGAAGACCCCGUUGCAACGACAUUUAAACCAAUGAUGGUAGUGAAUCCCGCAGUGGCUUCCAUAGUUUCGCCGAGGAAAUCUACAACUCCGCCAAGAGCCAAUAGACGUUCAUUAAAUAUUACAUCCCCCGCUAUGGCUGUUAUAGAUAGACUGUUAUCUCUCAGCGGGAACUCUUCGCGAUUAGAUGAAGCAAGUUCUGUACCUUUACCCAGACACUACAAUGAGACAGAUUUCGCCCUGACCCAACUCAGAGAACUAUUGGCGGAGAAAGAAAUAAACGUGCAUAAUUUAAGGCUAGAGUCAAAGGAAUUAAAAGAAAGAUUAGCAAACAUGGAAACUCAAGUGCAAAGCUUAGAACACGAGAGCAAAGAAAGAUUGAGAAAAGUGAACGAGCUCAACGAAAGACUGACUGAAAAGAAUGCUAUUAACAAGAGUCUGGCUGCAGUGGUCGAAGAAUAUGAACGGACCAUUGCUCGUUUGAUAGCAGGCAUGGAACAGGACAGAAAGAGGAAUGCAGAAGAGAGACAGAGAAUCAUCAGCGAGAGAGAUGAACAGACAGCCCACCUCGCGAGCAUGGAGGUGUCCUUCAGAGAUCUACACAGUAAAUACGAGAAGAGUAAGCAGAUUAUAUUAAACAUGAAGGCCAACGAGGACAAAUACAGGAAAUCUCUGAAGACGUUCGAAGAUAAUUUAUUGAAAAUGCAGAACAAUUAUGAAUUACUCAAACAGCAUGCGACAUCGAAGCUAAAUCACGCCAAUCAAGAAUUGGAGAAGUACAACAGGAGUCAUGAGGCGGAGGUUUUGAAGCUAAACGCUAUGAUUAAAAGGAAGGAAUUACAUAUCACGUCACUGGAAGAAUCGCUGUCUCAGAAGACCAAGGCCAAUGAAGAAUUGACGGCCAUAUGCGAUGAGCUCAUUAAUAAAGUAGGAUGA
Messenger RNA from Danaus chrysippus (African queen), 5886 nucleotides. Lineage: Eukaryota; Metazoa; Arthropoda; Insecta; Lepidoptera; Nymphalidae. The record is from the annotation of a GenBank genome assembly.